Molecule: messenger RNA, 1192 nt
Organism: Benincasa hispida (wax gourd)
Lineage: Eukaryota; Viridiplantae; Streptophyta; Magnoliopsida; Cucurbitales; Cucurbitaceae
Source: RefSeq, a predicted model, not a curated record
AUUGUGAAAGGCAGAAUUGGAAACCCACCAAUCCAUUCAAGGAUGGGAAAAAUGGGAUCUUCAGCGGUUCUUUUUGCUGCCUUUGUUGCUCUUCUUUCCCUAAACUUGCCAUCAACCACCAAUGCUAAUUAUAUCUAUGCUUCUCCUCCCCCUCCGCCUAAGAAGGUAUACUAUCCGCCUCCAGUAUACCACUCUCCUCCACCGCCAAAGAAACCGUACUAUCCACCUCCCGUCUACCACUCUCCACCACCACCUAAGAAGGUGUACUAUCCACCUCCCGUCUACCACUCUCCGCCACCACCUAAGAAGGUAUACUACCCACCUCCCGUCUACCACUCUCCGCCACCACCAAAGAAGGUGUACUAUCCACCUCCCGUCUACCAUUCACCACCACCACCGAAGAAGGUGUACUAUCCACCUCCCGUCUACCAUUCUCCUCCACCACCGAAGAAGGUGUACUACCCUCCUCCCGUCUACCAUUCUCCUCCACCACCCAAGAAGGUGUACUACCCACCACCAGUCUACUCUCCACCACCACCCAAGAAGGUGUACUACCCACCACCAGUCUACUCUCCACCACCACCCAAGAAGGUGUACUACCCACCACCACCCGUCUAUUCUCCGCCUCCACCGAAGAAGGUAUAUUACCCACCACCCGUCUACUCUCCGCCUCCACCGAAGAAGGUAUAUUACCCACCACCCGUCUACUCUCCACCACCACCAAAGAAGGUAUACAACCCACCUCCAGUAUACCACUCUCCACCACCACCGGUGUACCACUCCCCACCACCUCCCGUCUAUUACUACUCAUCACCACCACCACCUCCACACUACUAGGAAUUAAAUCUCCUACGUCAAAGGAAGGUGAAGAUGAGAAUAUAUAUAUGUGGAAGUCAAAAUAAGAGGCUUUGUUGAAAGAUGUGAAGCACAGUGUGAAUUUUAGUUUGGUGCAUAGGGGAAUUAAUGAAUUAAUCUAGUAUAUUUGGUGUUUUAUUUUUCAUAUAUUAUAUUAUUAUUACAGUUUUCCAAUAUUAUUGCAGUUUUAAAUUCACAAGUAUUUGCUUGUAAAACAGCUUAAUCCCAUGUUGUCUUUGUCUGUAAUGGAGCUCAGCUCAGCCUUUUUUGCUCAAAGCAGAGGUUGUGCUUUAUUUUAUAUAUAUAUUUAUAUCUUAAUAAAUGCAUUUUCAUCGCA